ACUCGGCUUCCGGUUCCGGUGGCCCUGGGUCAGUCAGCUUUUGUGCUACGUGUCGGCGGCGUGUGAGGUGUUGGCUGACAGGCAUCAUGGAUCAGGUAAUGCAGUUCGUGGAGCCCAGUCGGCAGUUCGUGAAGGACUCAAUCCGGCUGGUGAAACGGUGCACCAAACCUGACAGAAAAGAAUUCCAGAAGAUUGCCAUGGCAACAGCAAUAGGAUUUGCUAUAAUGGGAUUCAUUGGCUUUUUUGUGAAAUUGAUCCAUAUCCCUAUUAAUAACAUCAUUGUGUAA
Molecule: messenger RNA, 287 nt
Organism: Lontra canadensis (Northern American river otter)
Lineage: Eukaryota; Metazoa; Chordata; Mammalia; Carnivora; Mustelidae
Gene: SEC61G
Product: SEC61 translocon subunit gamma
Exons: 3
Coding region: 87-287 (66 amino acids)
Biological process (GO): protein targeting; post-translational protein targeting to membrane, translocation
Cellular component (GO): Ssh1 translocon complex; membrane
Molecular function (GO): transmembrane protein transporter activity
Source: RefSeq, a predicted model, not a curated record